AUGAGCACCUCGCAGCCAAAACCCAAGAGAUUAGUGCAGCCCGCCAGGCGACAGGUUGAGCCUGGGCAGCUUAAGAAGCCGGAGAUUGCGCAGACUGGAUUCACGUACAAUAUCUGGUACAAUAAAUGGGCAGGCGGUGAUUACGAGGAUUCUACAAAUACCAAAGAACACGCCCAAACGAGGCUAGACGUACCCAAGGACUCGGGAUAUACACGCGCAGAUGCUAGCGGUGCUAAAACCUAUUGCCUUUUCUUCGCUAGAGGAUGCUGUCCACUAGGCGCUCAGUGCCAGUAUUUGCAUAGAUUGCCACGUCCACAAAAUAUCCUACAUGACUUGUCCAGAGAUGUGUUCGGAAGAGAGAAGCACGCCAACUACCGUGAUGACAUGAGCGGUGUUGGUAGCUUUAGUAGACAAAACUCCACCCUCUAUAUCGGUAGAAUGGCUGAGUAUGGUGAGGGUAGAGGGGAGAACCAGCUUAUCAAGCAUUUUGGUGAAUUUGGUGAGAUCGAGAAGGUGAGAGUGCUGCAUGGUAGAGGAUGUGGAUUUGUCAAGUUUAAGAACGAAUGUAAUGCACAAUUCGCAAAGGAAGCCAUGGGCAGUCAGUCGCUCGACGAAGGCGAGACGCUCAACGUGAGGUGGGCCACUGAGGACCCAAAGGCAGACGCCAUCGAGGAAGAUCGCAAGAGAGCUGCCGAGGAGGGUUCAGAGAAGGUCACCAAGAGGCUGGCUAUGGAUACGGAGCUCAUACAUGCCACAAGGCAGAUGGAGGCGCUGCAGAAUGGCCUUCCAGCACCGCCGCCACUCGAGCAGAUUGCAGAUGGUGAAGGUAGUGAGGUUGAGGGUGAGGAAGAUGCAAGCGGAAAUGACGCAAUUUCGCACCCUCCACAACAACCGACAAACCAAGGCUUGUUAUCAAACACAUCCCUCCAGGCUAUCAACAAGCUAGCUCAGCUGCGCGCAACCAAGCCAACAGCAGUCGCGGUAGCGCAGCCGCCUUCCGGUGGAUUGAGUGGAGUGGGUGGACUGGGCGGCCUUGCUAGCUACGGCAGCGACUCCGACUAA
Molecule: messenger RNA, 1062 nt
Organism: Wallemia ichthyophaga EXF-994
Lineage: Eukaryota; Fungi; Basidiomycota; Wallemiomycetes; Wallemiales; Wallemiaceae
Product: Pre-mRNA-splicing factor CWC2
Exons: 4
Coding region: 1-1062 (353 amino acids)
Cellular component (GO): Prp19 complex; U2-type catalytic step 1 spliceosome; U2-type catalytic step 2 spliceosome
Molecular function (GO): U6 snRNA binding; pre-mRNA binding; metal ion binding
Source: RefSeq, a predicted model, not a curated record